This is a messenger RNA of Acanthamoeba castellanii str. Neff, 642 nucleotides long. RefSeq names its product peptidase family m1 domain containing protein. Gene Ontology annotation, cellular component: cytoplasm. The transcript has 5 exons. Gene Ontology annotation, biological process: proteolysis; peptide catabolic process. Lineage: Eukaryota; Discosea; Longamoebia; Acanthamoebidae. The record is from RefSeq and is a predicted model, not a curated record. Gene Ontology annotation, molecular function: peptide binding; zinc ion binding; metalloaminopeptidase activity. The coding region runs from base 1 to 642 and encodes 213 amino acids.
AUGGAGAGAGAUCAGAAGAAAUUGGAGCUGAAGGACGUGCUGCUGCCGACCCACGUCAAGCCCAGCAAGUACUUUGUCGAGAUCACCCCGCAUUUCGAGUCGUUUUCGUUCAAUGGCUUCGAGACGAUCGAAAUCGAAGUGCUGUCAGCAACGAGCAAGGUGGUGGUGCACUCGAAGGAGAUCCAAAUAAAGGCCGUCGACUUCAUCCACCACGAUGCCCGCCUCGCUGCCACAGACAUCAGCCUCGACGAGAAGGCCGACACCGCAACGUUCACCUUCGAGAGGGAGCUGCCGCUCGGCCACGCCAAGCUUCACGUGACCUUCGUGGGCCAGCUAAACGACCAGAUGGCCGGCUUCUACCGCACCAAAUACGCCGCCCGCGAUGGCUCGCAGAAGUGGGGCGGUUGCACGCAGUUCGAGCCCACGGAUGCCCGCCGGGCCUUCCCGUGCUGGGACGAGCCGGCGAUCAAGGCCGUCUUCGAGAUCGCCCUGGUUAUCCCCAAGGACAUGCUCGGCCUCUCGAACAUGCCGGUCGUGAGCGAGAUCCUCGACGAGUCCACGGGCCGCAAGACGCUCAAGUUUGGCCCGACUCCGGUCAUGUACGGCCAUCCGCUCUCUCCCGCUCUCUACACCUUUGCGUGA